Molecule: messenger RNA, 1524 nt
Organism: Chaetomium globosum CBS 148.51
Lineage: Eukaryota; Fungi; Ascomycota; Sordariomycetes; Sordariales; Chaetomiaceae
Exons: 1
Coding region: 1-1524 (507 amino acids)
Biological process (GO): mitochondrial L-ornithine transmembrane transport
Molecular function (GO): L-ornithine transmembrane transporter activity
Source: RefSeq, a predicted model, not a curated record
AUGCCCUCCCCCAGCAACCGCAGCCAAGGUGACGACUCGCCCAACUCUUCUUCAACACAGUUUUACCCGGGAGUUGACCCUGGCAUUCUCCCCGUCAUUCCCGACGGCACCCCGCCACCAGAAAACCUUAAACCUCCCACCAGCAAUGCCGCAACGGGCGCCUCUGCCGCCGGCGUACGCGCCCUCACAUCCCAGGCCGUGGCCUUUUAUUUCCGCGCCCCCGUCAAAGCCUUUUUCCGCACCCGUGUCGACUACCUAGCCUACGCCCGCGCCCUGCAGGAGCAAGAACACGGCGCAGGGCACCCGCAAGCCACUUCAUCUCCAUCCUCCCCACUCCCAUCAACAUCAACAUCAACAUGGAAAACAACUUCCCCCCGCUGGACCACCACCACCACGCACUGGCUGCGCACCCGCAUGCGCUCCACCACCCCGGCGAUCCUCGCCUCCGCGGUCCGCCAUUACGGGUGGCGCGUCGUGCCCGACCAGAUCCUGCCCCCGCUCGUCGCCAACGUCGGCGUCGGCGCCGUGCUCUACACCAGCUACCUGCAGAUCUUGGGCCGCCUGCACCCGGAGAGCGCCCGCGCCAGCAAGCGCGUCUAUCCGCCGCCGGGGCCGGGGGAUGUCUUCGCGGCGGGGUUCUUGGCUGGCGGGGUGCAGAGUGUGGUCGCCGCCCCGUUGGAUGCGGUGCAGGCGAGGUGGGAUGGGGUGACGAGUGGGAGGGUGGGUCAGGGGGGGGCUGGUGGGGGGGUGGUGCAGAGGCCGAGGAGUAUGUGGGCGUUUAGUGCGGCCAAGUUGAGGGAGAUUGGGGUGCGGGGGGUGUUUUCGGGGUGGGGGCUGUCGUUUUUGAAGGAUAGUAUGGGGAGCGCGGUGUUCUUUAGCGUGUUUGAGUAUGUCAAGGCGCAGGGGUACUACAACUUUGUGCGGUGGUUCUACGGCUCGCUCAACGAGGACACCAUCGUGCUGCUGUCGCGGAAGCGGCCCGCGCCGGGGGACGGCCCGCAGCUGCAGCCCAGAAACAACAACAACGACAACAACAGCAACAACGGGUCGGAGGAGGAACCGAGCAUGCCGACCAUCAUCCGCCCGCACUACGCCAUCGAGCCGGCGUUUUUGCUGCUCGCCGGCAUGGGCGCGUCCGUCGCCCAGCAGGCCAUUCUGCAUCCGCUGUCGCAUGUCCAGGCCGAGCACUGGGAGCGGCUGGAGGCGCUGGACGCGAAGGCCGCCAAGUUGCGGCGCGAGGCGGGGCUCCCGGGGGCGCCGCCCAACGCGGCCUCUCGGUGGCGGAUGCUCCGGGCGUACCGUGCUGCUUAUCGGAAGACGUGGGCAGAAUGCAUGGCUGAGGCGGAGGCGGCCGGUCUUGGGAUGCGUCAGUGGUUGUACCGGGGUUUCUGGUGGAACACGGUCCGGCAGGUGCCCAGCACGAGCGCGGGUUUGAUCAUUUUUGAGCUGGUGAGGCGGAAGUAUGGGUUCGGAGGGGACCAGGUGCGGAUUAACCGGGAUGGUUAUGAUAUUUUGUUACAUUAA